GAAAAAUAAAAAGAAUGUUAUUUAAACCUGGAGAAAAUAGAAGAAUCAUCCUUGUGAGAGUGAUAAGUUGCCCUAGUCCUUGCUAGUGGUUGUUGAUGAUAUUAAGGAACAAAAUUGGAAGGAAAGAGAAAGAGGAAGAAGCAGAGAGAAGGGUGAGAAACUGAAUAGAAUCAUCGCAUGUUUUUCAUAUGAAAUUAUUAUCACUGUAAUUUCCUCUUCCUCCACGCAACCAAAAACAACAAAAACCCUUCCUUUUCCUUCUUUGUCUUCUCCGCUUAUUCAAUCACUUCCCCGACUUGUCUCAUCCUCUCAAAUUCUUCAACUUUCUCUACCUUUUCAGCGAAUUCUCUUUCUGGGUAUCCUUCACUCCCAUGUUUUCUCCUUAGUUCUAGAUACUAAUAUUGAUUCUGUCGUGUCUGUAGAACCUUGUCAUAAACAUUUAGGUCUUUGGGGCAUGGACUGGCUGUUUAUGCCAGCAGUCAGUGUCUGUGAACAAUGUUUAUCAGGCCAAGAGAUGCUAGUGCUUUUAAUAUAUUCAAAUGGAAACGUCAAGAUGAAUCAUCAGUGACAACAAGUUUACUUCAGGAUGUUCCACCAGAGAUUGAAUUGUCCGAUUAUAGAAGGAUCCCAAGUCCAGGUAGUGAGAGUCCUUCAGGGCUUCUUAAUGGUGAAAGCCUAAAUGUAGAACCAAUUGCUGAUUUGGAUCUCUUCUUCGAAAGACUUUACAGCUACUACUGUGAGAAAGGGCUCUGGUGCAUCAUUAUAAAGUGGAUUGUUGAACUUCUGAGUCUAGGAUUCACCAUAUGUUUUUCAGGAUUCUUUUUAUUAUAUGUUGAUUGGAAUGGGCUCCGUAAUGCAAAGUGUGGGAUGGAUGCUGUUGAAUCUGGAAUGAAGCCUUGUGAUCUUGCUAAGGAAGCUCUUCAUCCACACCCUUUGACCCCAUUAACAGUUAGCAAAGCAAUUAUUGUUGGAUACUUGGGAAUAUUUUCUAUAUAUUGGAUAUUUUGCUUCUUGAGAUUCUUUGCUCAGCUAAAGGAUACUUUGGAAAUCCGACAAUUCUAUUACAAUAGUCUUCAUGUUACUGAUAGUGAAAUUCAAACUAUGCCCUGGGCUACAAUUCUUGAAAAGGUUGUUCUUGUGCAAAGCUCACGACAACUCUGUGUGGUAAAGGAUCUUUCUGCUCAUGACAUGGUGAUGAGAUUGAUGCGGAAGGAAAACUACUUGAUUGGAAUGCUCAACAAGGGCGUGCUUGCUUUCCCCAUUUCUCAGUGGGUCCCAGGUGCUGGACCUUCAGUAAAAUCUGGUACUAAUGGAACACAAUAUCGUUUAAUACUAACCAAGCCCCUUGAGUGGACUUUGAACUGGUGCAUCCUGCAAAGCAUGUUUGAUCGAAACUUUUGUGUCAGACGGGAUUUUGUGUCAAAUCCAAAGACAUUAAAGAAAAGACUUAUGGUAGUUGGGAUUGUGAUGCUUUUACUUUCUCCAUUUCUUGUCAUAUUCAUGCUGGUAUAUCUUUUUCUGAGGCAUGCUGAACAAUUUUAUAACCACCCAAGCACCGCAUCAUCUCGAAGAUGGUCAAAUUUGUCAAGAUGGGUCUUUAGGGAAUUCAACGAGGUGGAUCAUCUGUUCAAACAUCGGAUUAAUAGCAGUGUAUUACAUGCUUCUGACUAUCUCAAGCAAUUUCCUUCACCUAUCAUAUCUAUCAUUGCAAAAUUCAUUUCAUUUGUAUCGGGUGGCUUUGCUGCAAUUCUGAUCAUCAUUGCUUUUCUAGAGGAGUCUCUGCUUGAGGGUCAUAUAUUUGGUCGCAACUUGCUGUGGUAUGCUGCUGUUUUUGGAACUAUAACUGCUAUUAGCCGGGCUGCAAUUACAAAUGAGCUUCUGGUAUUAGACCCUGAAGGAGCAAUGUCAAUGGUAGUUCAGCAUACACAUUAUAUGCCAAAGAGAUGGCGGGGCAAAGAAAGUACUGAAAUGGUCCGAAUUGAGUUUGAAACCUUGUUCCAGUAUACCGGGAUGAUGUUACUUGAGGAGAUGGCCUCGAUUUUCCUUACACCAUACUUACUUCUGUGGGUUGUCCCUAAGAGGGUUGAUGAUAUCUUGCAGUUUAUCUCAGAUUUUACUGUGGAUGUUGAAGGUGUUGGUCAUGUUUGCAGUUUCAGCGUCUUUAAUUUUCAAGAUCAUGGAAACAGUAAUUAUGGCUCCCCAUUUAAUGCUCCUCGCAACCAGAGAAGUUCCCAGGGGAAGUUGGAGAAAUCAUUUUUGAGCUUUCAGAGCAGUUACCCUUCAUGGGAACCAAAUGCUCAGGGGAAGCAAUUUUUACUGAAUUUGAGAACAUUCAGAGAGCAAAAGUUAGCAGGACAUGCAAACAGACAUGAAUUUUCCCCCCUCAGACUGUGGAGAGGUAGUCCCAACAUGGGAAGCAAUGGAGAGAGAAACAGGUUUAUAUCCAGGGACAUGCCAUAUAGUUCUUUUGUUCCUGGCAAUCACUUGGGUUCAUUGUGGCUAAUUGAAUCCAACAAUCAAAACAAUCAUCCCUACCUUCUUGAUUGCUACUAUACUUCCCAACCUCAUAACGCAACGACUUCAAGAGAUGCUCCAACAGAUCCAUUUGAAUCAUUUGAAGUACAUGAGCAUCACCCCCCCAAUUGGAACUUGCAACAAAAUGAACAUGUGUAUGAAGAACAGUAUUGUGAUGAACGGGCCACUUCCCAUCUUGAGGCUUCCACAUCAGCUCCCAUCUUCAGGGAAAUCCUAAUUCAAGAUCAAAUUUCCAAUGAUCUGCCACGCACUAACAGGAGUCAUUGGUGGGCUAGAAGUCACGCGCCAAGUGGACACGGUCAGACAAGCUUUUUUGAGCCACCAGAUUUCAAUCACCAAAGAUCAUACAAUUACUAUGAUAAAUUUUCUGAUAGAGGAUCUGAGGAUCAAGAUCAGGAACAACACUUGCACUGGAGAGAUUCUAACAAAUUGUCUAGUACAGCACACACGGAUGAUUUAGAAGCAGGAGGAUUCAAUCUUCUUUUUGAUGAUAUUUAUAGCAGACCUCCAGAAAUUCCCACUAUAAAUCCUAGAACUUCUAGCUUUUGAAAUGAUGGCUUUGUCCUCCAUUAUUUAUUUGGGUGGUUCUUGCUUCAUGAAUGCAGGAGUUUCCAACUCAUGAUUGUCCUGUCUAUAUUACUUGUGUGGAAAGUGGAAACUAUUCUUUGCUGUAUAUAGAUUCAUUGACAUGAGGUUAGAUUGUUAUGAGCCUCAGCUUGUUUUUAGAAGGACCCGGAUAGGCUAAAAGGGUGGUGGUUCUGGGCCAACCUUCAACUUUUAAGAACCUUUUUUUUAAAUCUUUUUCCAAUAAUUCAUUUUAUUCAGCGUUCUAAUCCAUUCCCCAUUUUCU
This is a messenger RNA of Abrus precatorius (Indian licorice), 3385 nucleotides long. RefSeq names its product autophagy-related protein 9. The coding region runs from base 496 to 3084 and encodes 862 amino acids. The transcript is spliced from 10 exons. Lineage: Eukaryota; Viridiplantae; Streptophyta; Magnoliopsida; Fabales; Fabaceae. Gene Ontology annotation, cellular component: autophagosome; phagophore assembly site. Gene Ontology annotation, biological process: autophagy of mitochondrion; protein localization to phagophore assembly site. The record is from RefSeq and is a predicted model, not a curated record.